This is a messenger RNA of Aspergillus affinis, 402 nucleotides long. RefSeq lists its product as uncharacterized. Lineage: Eukaryota; Fungi; Ascomycota; Eurotiomycetes; Eurotiales; Aspergillaceae. The coding region runs from base 1 to 402 and encodes 133 amino acids. The record is from RefSeq and is a predicted model, not a curated record. The transcript is spliced from 3 exons.
AUGAUGGCUGCCGGGAUUGACUUUCGUUUAACGAUUAUGGGAUCUGAUAAGAAGGCAGGCCCGGUAUCAUUCCGCUUUGAUGAUGAACUAGAGCCACUGAAUGAGAAAGACUAUGAUUGUGCUGUUGACUUAUUUCGAACUUUAAUAGCUAUUAAACGCCUUGAUGGGGGACAGAAACUUGCCAUAGGUUUCUAUCUAGAGGCGCAUGCACAGCCAACUUCAUGGCUGCUUUGUGUGAAUGGUAUUGUGGCAGAGAUACCAGCAGGCAAGUUGGUCAGUUUCGGAGAAGCAAUUACAAGGGAGCUGUCUAGGGUGAAUUAUGACAAAUCAAAGGUGGAAGAUAAAACAAACGAAACGGCAAGGACCUAUGAAGAAGCGUCUUUGGAGAAGGGAAAGGAGUAA